AUGGCACCUCAUCGCAAGGAACCCAAUCCAACCGAGGGAGGCUCCGACUCUGACUUGGAAUUGGCAUUGGACUUCAACUUCCAUAAGUCAAGCGCGAGCAUUCCGCAGGCUAUGGAGAAUAUUGAUAAGUGGAAGUCGAAGCGAUCUGAUAUCCGAAAGAGCAUUGACAAAGAUUACAACGAGAAAUUGGCCAUCCUGAAGAGCAAGAUCAAAGCCCAUUAUCAAGAUCAGGCACAGAAAGUAUCCGACUAUCGCAUGCAGCAACUCGAACGAUUGAUGGCUGCACUAGAGAAACGUAUGGCUUGUGAAGAGCAGAUCAGCCAGCGGAUCGAUUCUCUUCGAGAAGAUUGUGCCCAUCUAGCCAUGCUAUUUGAUGCAAUUUACACCGGCCGCAAAGAGGCCGCGUCGCAGUCAGCGAAAGCUACUAGCUCCGAACUGAAUACACUCAAGAAAUAA
This is a messenger RNA of Hypoxylon fragiforme, 456 nucleotides long. RefSeq lists its product as uncharacterized. The record is from RefSeq and is a predicted model, not a curated record. Bases 1 to 456 code for a protein of 151 amino acids. NCBI's taxonomy places the organism in Eukaryota, Fungi, Ascomycota, Sordariomycetes, Xylariales, Hypoxylaceae. The transcript is spliced from 3 exons.